ACAAACUAAAAUAAAAAUCUAUAAACAUUCUCAAAGCACAUAACUCACAAAAUGGCUUUUCUGAGAAGUUUCUUGGGUGGUAAGCAAGCAAUGCGGAGUAAAUCAUCUUCGACACCAAGAGGAUUCAUGGCGGUUUAUGUUGGAGAGAAUGAUGACACGAAGAACAGAUACGUUGUCCCAGUUUCAUAUUUGAAUCAGCCUUUGUUUCAAGAACUGCUGAGUAAAUCAGAGGAAGAGUUUGGGUAUGAUCAUCCUUUGGGUGGCUUAACCCAAGCAAAUGUGCCUUGUGCACGUGGCAAGAGCCGGCACUGGCUUAACCAUACUGUGCCAUGAAUCUUUGUUCUUCACCGUCACAUCUCAGAUUCGAUGAAUUUCAAAAAAUGGCAGGGUGUGCGUUGAGUAUAAUCAGUCUUUUGUAGUUCAAGGCUCCCAUUACUCAAAGAAAUAGUAGAAAAAAUUCGGAUUUGAUUUGAGUUUU
Brassica oleracea var. oleracea is the source of this 478-nucleotide messenger RNA. RefSeq names its product auxin-responsive protein SAUR15. The record is from RefSeq and is a predicted model, not a curated record. The coding region runs from base 52 to 333 and encodes 93 amino acids. Gene Ontology annotation, biological process: response to auxin. The transcript has a single exon. NCBI's taxonomy places the organism in Eukaryota, Viridiplantae, Streptophyta, Magnoliopsida, Brassicales, Brassicaceae.